AUGUUCAACUCCGAAUAUGAAGACCAGAUCAUGGAACAGACACAACCGUCCGAAGAGCCUUCCUCAGAGCCGCCUCAGAGGAACUGGGGGCUUGUGAUUGGAGUGAAGCUGGCAUCGCAUUCGCUGUUGUUGGACGACGAUCGGUAUGCCAUUAGUAGGCAGCCAGGGCUAAGAACCAUCGUAAUCAACGACACACAUACUCGAUCUCCCCCGUUUGCAGAACUGGCGCGCCUGCAGGCGGCAGACGGUUCUUGUACUUUCGAACUUCGGUAUGAACGAGCUGCAAGUAGACCUCGUAUCUUGGUUGACGGCAGUGGUGGAGUCUUGGAAUUUGAACAGAGAAGUGACGGUACGAACGCGACUGUAGAGCGCAUCCCCGUGAGAGACAGAUCCAUAAUCUCCCUGCAAAUAUCACCUCUCGGCGAGGAGCAAUAUCCGAUAGAGUUCCAAUUCCACAGUCUGAAGAUCGGUGGUCGCAAGGUUCUGGAGUUUUUCGACGUCGCACCUGUCCGCUACUACCUUUCCACCUUUGCCGCUAGCGGCAAAUUCCUGGAAAUCGGUAGCAAGAAACGAAAUGUCUACGCCAUAAGAGCGAUGACGAAGGCCAACGGCACUGGGUGGAACACGCGCAUCAAUGAAAUUUUGUUCAUGAAGAAACUUUCUUCGGGAAAAGAUAACGCGCGCCACUACCUUCGGGCGAUUGCAGACUAUUUUGUUAAUGUGGAUCGCAGCAUUGAUAUUGUGCUCGAACCCUUCGAAGGCACUACAUUGGGCGCCUUUCUUGAACUGAGGGAAUCUCUCAGCGAACGACUGACGAAGCAUCUAAUGCUCCAACUCUGUCAAGGAGUGGCGUAUGUCCAUAGACAAUUGAUCGUACACAACAACGUGGACCUGACGACUAUCCUUGUCGACUCGAAAUUCCCUCCUCAAACGGUCAAGAUAUCAGGUUUCGAAAACGCGAGUGCAGCUCAUCCGGCUGCCCUUGAGGUUCAACCUGAAGGUCCAGGGUAUGCUAAGCCGGAAGUCUCAGCAGAGACGUAUUACGAGGAUCGGUAUGCCUGCGGGAUCGUCGCUUGGAAAUGCAUGGCCGGCAUGACCACGUCUGUCUACGCACAUGUCAGCUUGCCGGAGAACGACUUUUGCAACUACCCAUCCGACAAUCUGACCCUCAGACUAAGCGAUCUUUGUACCAUAGUUGUCGGGUAUGACAAGGAGGGGCAAGAGGUCCACCUCAGCACUAUGGGAUGUCAGUUUAUUGAGGAGCUGACGAUGAACGAGUGGGGGAGCACGUUUGAGCGCCAUUCAUGGCUUCAAGGGGACAACGCCUCAUUUUAUCGCUGGAGCGACAGGACUUGA
This is a messenger RNA of Mycena indigotica, 1356 nucleotides long. RefSeq names its product Protein kinase domain-containing protein. The coding region runs from base 1 to 1356 and encodes 451 amino acids. NCBI's taxonomy places the organism in Eukaryota, Fungi, Basidiomycota, Agaricomycetes, Agaricales, Mycenaceae. The transcript has 11 exons. Gene Ontology annotation, molecular function: protein kinase activity; ATP binding. The record is from RefSeq and is a predicted model, not a curated record. Gene Ontology annotation, biological process: protein phosphorylation.